Messenger RNA from Oncorhynchus gorbuscha (pink salmon), 2785 nucleotides. Its product is annotated as protein MTSS 1-like. Lineage: Eukaryota; Metazoa; Chordata; Actinopteri; Salmoniformes; Salmonidae. The record is from RefSeq and is a predicted model, not a curated record. Gene Ontology annotation, cellular component: cytoplasmic side of plasma membrane; actin cytoskeleton. Gene Ontology annotation, molecular function: actin binding; phospholipid binding. The coding region runs from base 166 to 2343 and encodes 725 amino acids. The transcript is spliced from 9 exons. Gene Ontology annotation, biological process: plasma membrane organization; positive regulation of actin filament bundle assembly; adherens junction maintenance.
CAGUGUGAUGUGAGUGAUGUGUAAUGAUAGUGCCAGUAUAUUAACAGUAGCGGUGUGUCCCAGGUCUGUGGUGAAGAGCCCCCCCAGUGUGAUGUGUAAUGAUAGUAGCAGUAUAUUAACAGUAGCGGUGUGUCCCAGGUCUGUGGUGAAGAGCCCCCCAGUGUGAUGUGUAAGGAUAGUAGCAGUAUAUUAACAGUAGCAGUGUGUCCAGGGCGAGGAGACGUCCAGCCCCAGCUGAACAGCGCCAUGCAGGACGUCAGUGAUAAAUACCUGCUGCUGGAGGAGACGGAGAAACAGGCCGUCAGGAAGGCCCUCGUCGAGGAGAGGAGCAGGUUGUGCACCUUCGUCUCCAUGCUACGACCUGUCGUGGAUGAGGAGAUCUCCAUGCUAGGAGAGGUCACCCACCUCCAGACCAUAUCUGACGACCUCAAGAUGCUGACCAUGGACCCUCACAAGCUGCCCCCCGCCAGCGAACAGGUGAUUCUGGAUCUGAAAGGCUCUGACUAUAACUGGUCCUAUCAGACUCCUCCCUCCUCCCCCAGCACCACUAGGUCCAGGAAGUCCAGUAUGUGCAGCAGUCUGAACAGCGUAAACAGUAGUGACUCCCGCUCCAGCGGCACAUCCCACUCUCACUCCCCUUCCUCCUCCUCCUGCUCCUCCCACUACGGCUACCGUAGCUCCACCCUGCCCCAGCAGGCCGCGGCACGACUGUCCUCCAUGUCCUCCCAUGACUCAGGAUUCAUCUCCCAGCCAGACACCCACACCUCCAAGUCACCAUCACCCAUGCCCCAGGAAACACUACUGCAGCCUUGCUCCAGCUCUGGCUCGUCUGAGGCCUCUGACACCUGCCAGUCAGUCAGUGAGUGCAGCUCUCCCACCUCAGGAGGGCCUCUGGCUGCAGUUGACAAGUUGUCUAACGGGUAUGAUCACUACGGGGAUCACCAUCAUUCAGACUCUUCAUACCUGAUGGGAGGGGGCUCAGGCCUGGGGGGGUCCUACCUGAUGGGAGGGGGCUCAGGCCUGGGGGGGUCCUACCUGAUGGGAGGGGGCUCAGGCCUGGUGGGUUCCUACCCCCUCUUCCCUCCCUCCUCCCAUUCCACCUCCAUCACCACCUCCUCCUCCUCCUGUCCGUCCCAGUCGUGGUCCAGGCCGGGCUCGGCCCUGCUACCUGACUACCCUCAUUACUGCACCCUGGGGCCUAACAUGGUCCCCACCUCUAAAGUCCCCAGCUGGAAGGACUGGGCUAAACCAGGACCCUAUGACCAGCCCAUGGUGAACACCCUUAGAAGGAGGAAGGACAAGGAUCCUGUACCAGCAGACACCAGCUAUGCCCCACUACCACUGCCUGCUGGUGUCAUCCCAGCACCUGGGGGCAGGAGUCUACCACUGCCUGCUGGUGUCAUCCCAGCACCUGGGGGCAGGAGUCUACCACUGCCUGCUGGUGUCAUCCCAGCACCUGGGGGCAGGAGUCUACCACUGCUUGCUGGAGUCAUCCCAGCACCAGGGAGCAGAGGUCAACCAUUACCUCCACCACCCAAGGUGUGUGAGAUGGAGGCCCAUGAGGAGCUGGCUCUGGCCCUAUCCAGAGGUCUUCAGCUGGACUCACAGACACAGCGUUCCAGUAGGGACUCUCUACACUGUUCUAGUGGCUACAGUACCCAGAGUACCACCCCGUGCUGUUCAGAGGACACCAUACCUUCACAAGUGUCAGACUACGACUAUUUCUCCAUGGGAGGGGACCAGGAGGUUGACCAGCAGGAGUUUGACAAGUCAUCCACCAUCCCCCGUAACAGUGACAUCAGCCAGUCCUACCGUAGGAUGUUCCAGUCCAAGAGACCAGCCUCCACCGCCGGCCUACCUUCUACGGCUGGCUCCGUCAUCAUGACCCCUGGGGUCGCCACCAUCCGCCGCACGCCCUCCACCAAGCCCUCGGCUCGCCGCGGGACCACCGGCCCAAUCCCCAUCCGGACCCCCGUCAUCCCAGUCAAGAUCCCCACCGUGCCUGGCCUAGUUGGGGGAGGAUUUCCUGGGGGGCUGGGGAUUCCUAUAGGACCAGGAGUAGGAGUGGAGGAACCAGAGGAGGCCCAGAGCCCUGAGUCUCCAGCCCAGGGAGAGGAGGGGGAGCUGGGUGUACUUCCCCUGGCGUUCUGGAGUGGUCAAGCAACCACAAACCCUCCCUUGGCCGCUCACCAGCCUAGGGCCCAGUGUCAGGGCGAGGGGGGGUCCCUGGAGGAUGGGGAGGUUAUGGAUGGUCAGGGGGGAAACAUGCUGCUGGUUAUCCAGAGAGGGGUCAAGCUGAAGAGGACCAAUACCAACGAUCGCUCAGCACCGCGCAUCGUAUAAGAGGAGAGCCACCGUGGCACCAUGCAGCAUCAGAGGAGGGCAUCCUACCUAGCUGUACCUAGCUAGCCUACCGCCUGCCCAUUGACAGGACAGACAGGACACAGCUCAUGUCCUCUGUGCUAAGGGGGGGGUCUCCUGUAUACUACUUACCGUCCAGCUGCCUCACUGACAGACGGGACAGAACAGAACCCAGCUCAUGUCCAUUCCAUGUGAUGCUGUGUGUGGUGACAGACAGAGUUCUGCUCGUUGUCUCAGACGGUGCAGAAUGUGGUCUCUGGUUGGACAGACAGUGGAGCAGCUCAGAGUUGUAUUAAUUAUGUUCUCUCUUUGUUCUGAAUGUGUAAAUAAUUAUGCAUGGUAUUUUCUCUUUGUUGCUUCCUGGGGCCCAGUUCUGUUGACUAGUCCUCCCACCCCCAUUCCUCCCCUCCUCAGUUCUGUUGAC